This is a messenger RNA of Solanum verrucosum, 819 nucleotides long. RefSeq lists its product as uncharacterized. The record is from RefSeq and is a predicted model, not a curated record. Gene Ontology annotation, molecular function: zinc ion binding. The coding region runs from base 1 to 819 and encodes 272 amino acids. The transcript is spliced from 2 exons. Lineage: Eukaryota; Viridiplantae; Streptophyta; Magnoliopsida; Solanales; Solanaceae.
AUGUUAGAAGAAAUAAGAGUACAAGUGAUGAGAUUGAUAGGGAAAAAUGAAAAAAAGUUGAGGACUUGGGUUACUGAUUUGAAUCCAGAAUGCAUGAAGUUGUACAUUGACUACAGGGCCAUAGCACAUGGUUGUAAGGUGGAAUUCAAUAGAGAUUGGGGAUAUGAAGUGUCUGAUGGAGAAGAUAUAUACACUGUCAAUCCAGAGCAAAAAAAAUGCACUUGCAAAAUUUGGGAUUUAUCAGGUAUUCCAUGCCGUCAUGCCAUCAAAGCAUUGACACAAAAAAAAGUAGAUUCAAUAACUGAAAUGCAUUGGUGGUAUAGCAAGGAGGCUUACAUGCUAACAUAUAAAUACAAGAUGCAGCCUGUAAGAGGUCAGAAGUUCUGGAAGGUUGAUCCUUCAAGUGCAAUGUUGCCUCCUGAUGUUGUGAAACAAUUGGGUAGACCUAAAAUGAAUAGGAAUAGAGAACCAGAUGAAGCAAGAAAAAGAAAAGGUGAAUGGUCUCAGUCUAGAAAAGGCACUCAAAUGACAUGUAGCAACUGUGGUGAAUCAAACCAUAAUGUGAGGUCCUGUUACAAGGAAAAGUGUACUGAAAAUAAUGCACAUUCAAAGAAUGGUAAAAGGCCAAUGUCUAACGAUAAACAUGGUACUGAUGUUGAGGCUGAAACUGAGGCUGCAACUCAAGAGUUCGAACCAUAUGAUCCGGAUGUUGAAGAUGAUGAAGACCCACCUCUAAGACCAAUGGUGAUUUGUGAAUUAGAGUUAAGGGCUGAGAGGUUGAAGACAAGAGUUGUUCCAACUGGUGCUAGAAAAAUUUAG